CAGCAGCAGGUCAACGUCUCGGUAUUGUUGUUGUAGUUAUUAUUAUUAUUAUUAUUAUUAUUAUUAUUAUUAUUAUUAUUAUUAUUAUCAUUUCACAUCACUUUGGUGAGUCAGCGCGGCGAUUAUCCACAGGAUUACUAUCAAGAUAUACCCUCAGAAGGAUUAACCCUGUUGAGAAACUGCGUUUUUGGCAGUUUGGACAGUGAUUGGAUUUCUCGUUCUUGCCUCCGCGGAAACAUUCAACAGAGUGCGAUGUGUGACCUCAGCAUGGACCAAGUGACACCUCCGUCAUCGGGCUAUCGGUACCUGAAGAGGCAGGUAGCUUUUGAGUUGUUUGAAGACCCCAUGUCUCUGUUCUCUGGGUUUUACCCAUUAGUGGAGGAGGAGCAGGCAGCUCAGGAAGUCCCAUCAGGUUUGGAGUGUGCUCCACAAGACCUGGGACCGUGCUCUGUGCCACUGUUGACACCUUGCAGCAAAGCAGUGAUGAGCCAGGCUCUGAAAGACAGUUUCAAUGGUUUCAACAAAGUCCAACGUAUCUGGGGUAUCUCUAACAACCCACGGAAGUGGAACAAGCAGCAUGUCCAACAGUGGCUUCACUGGGCCUCUGGCGAGUUCAGCCUCACCAAUGUGAACUUCUCCAAGUUCGAUAUGAGCGGCCAGGAGUUGUGCGACCUGGGGAAAGACGGUUUCUUGGAUUUAGCUCCAGAUUUCGUGGGUGAUAUUCUUUGGGAGCACCUAGAACAGAUGAUGAGAGGUUUCAGCGUGGAGGACACACAGUAUGCACUGCAGAUUUCAGACAGCACUAGUAGCCUCCUAAGGGAGUUAUUUGAGGCUCCAGAUAGUCCCACCCCUCUGCUCUCUGAGCCAGACUUCUCCAUGUUCCCCAAACCUCAGCUGAGCACGGUGAACGUCAGUUACAUUAGCCAGGAAUUCCACAAAGCACAGCCACGCCUUAACACACACUUCUCAUCCCAUGAGCAGACCUCUACUGAGAGUGUGGACAGUGUGGAGGGAACCGAGCGUGUCCUGCACUCGUGGGGCAGUCAGUCGUCCCUGGCCGACACCCAGCGUGUACCAUCUUAUGACAGUUUUGAUGAUGAAUACAGUGCAGUGCCGUUGAGCCUGGGCAAGCAAGGUCUAUCCUUCAAAGACUAUGUACAGGAGAGAAACGAGCCGCUGGAGCAGGGCAAGCCUGUCAUCCCCGCAGCUGUGCUUGCUGGAUUCACUGGAAGUGGCCCUAUCCAGCUGUGGCAGUUUCUGCUGGAGCUCCUGACCGAUACAACCUGCCAGGGCAUCAUCAGCUGGACUGGAGAUGGCUGGGAGUUCAAACUCACCGACCCUGAUGAGGUGGCACGUCGCUGGGGCCGCCGCAAGAACAAACCCAAGAUGAACUAUGAGAAGCUGAGCCGUGGCCUGCGCUACUACUACGACAAGAACAUCAUCCACAAAACAGCUGGCAAGCGCUACGUCUACCGUUUUGUUUGUGACCUGCAGAACCUCCUGGGCUAUGCUGCCGAAGAGUUGCAUGGCAUGCUGGGAGUGCAGCCUGACACUGAGGACUGAACCAAGCAAAUGCCUCUAGGAGGGAUGUGUUUGAUGGAGAAGGGGAAGCGCCCCUUGAUAUCCACUGUUACAGUCGGACCCUUUAAUGGUCUGCAGCCUGACGGCAGUAACACAGCUGCACUUGAAGCCACUGCACUGGCUGCACCAGAAAAGGUGCAAUUUUCUGUGUUUCAUCUGGAGCAGGAUGUUUACCACUGCCACGUUUGAGUGAGACAGGAUCUCUGAAAGUGAGCAAACAUCUGGUGCAGAACAGAAAAGUUUCUCGUGCUCUAUAAGCUACACAGAUACAAAAUUCUCUUUAAAAAUGAUGCGCUUUCCUUCUAUCAGCAGAACCGGGUGUUCAGAGUUUGUCAGGAGUUUAGAUUGAAAGAGAACUGUACAGAGAAGCUUUUACAGAAUAUUUUUAUGUAGGCAGAAAGAACAGGGUGUCUGUGGAGCACACUGUAUCGAGACUGUUGUUAUAUAACAAAUUCUGUUGCCGCUACUGAUUUGCUAAGUGCUUUAAACUUCAGUCUUGCACGCUUCCUCUGUUACUAGAGAGCCAUCCAGCAUAUCCGCCAAGUACAAACCUGUAGGUCUAAGUUUUUUUCUUGCAGUCUUACACGAAUCCGUAUUUUCAAUAGACCAUGAUUGUAACUGAAAUACAGUGUAUAAUUUUAUUUGAACGUUUUGAUUGCAGCCGCUGUAUUGAGCACAAGAGAUCAUGCAUUAAGGUUAAUAGAAUAUUUGUAGACAACAUACCUGGAAAACUUGUCUACAAGGAUUUAUAGCCUAUUUUGAAACAGUAACAAAACUUUUCCUCCUGUCUUUUUUUUAAUGAUUAAACUGUAUUGUACCUUCUAUUAACGUUGGUUGUUUACUAUAAGUAAGUUUUAUUUAUCUUUUUACAUAUCUGAAUUUUUAUUUAGCUCUAUUUAUUUAAAUCAAAGCCAUGCAGGCACUCAGAGGAUUCUACAGAUCAUGAUUGUUAAAUAUUUUUGUUGUGGUUAGUUCCCUUAUGUACAAAGUAGUUUGAUAACUAUAAUUGUGUUGGAUUUAUUUAAUUGCUGCUUUUAGCAUUAUUGGAUAUAACUGGUAGAGGAAACUGAUAUGAGGGGUUAUACCAUGCCAGAUAAAAACCAAAUAAAUAAAUAAAUAAAUAAUGUGACACUGUCAUGGAAGGGAUCGUGUCCUAACCUUAACUAUACACAACUUUUUUUGUACAAAAGCUUGUGAAAAGGAAGGUGAGGAAGGUGAAAUGUUGCUAUUUGAACUUUUGUGAAACUUCUUCAAACUUUACACAAAUAUUGUUGUCUUAUUUGUUUAUAAAAUUAUUUUUCUACAUAAAUCCUUUGUUUUGUUGUUUUGCAGUAUUUUAUGGGUUGUGUAUUUUAUUGGUUCAACAUAUCAAAUUGAACAUUACCGAAACAGAGAGUGAAUGAAAAGAAGCAGCAAUAUGGAGCCACCAGCUCAUAUAAAUGGUAAAAGUGCUGAUCUGGGACAGAUAUCCAUUUUUUUUUUUACAGAUAAGAAAGGAACUGAACCUGGAGCUAAACCGUUUGAUAACUGUGAUGUAGAGGGGGGAAAAACAGUGUAUAGGCAGAGAGAGAGAGAGAAAUGCAGUUAUACUUGUGCACUGGAGAAAACAAACCUGACAACAGCAAUGGGUCGAGCCUUCAUUGACAACUGGAAUUUUGAGAAUAAACAGAGAUCGCUCCUUAGAACUGAACAGAGUAGUAACUGGAAUGAAAGUGUUCAAACUGUACUCUAAUUUUAGGAUAUAGCCUACCGUUGAUGGAAAUGGUGAUUAAAAGAUCACGUGUCUACUUUGUUCACUUCUGUUCAGAUUACUUUAUAGUACAAACUUUGAGUCAGAACACAUGUAUCACUCUGCUGACAUUUUUGUGUUGUUGUGAAAUAAAUGUUUUUCAAACGA
This is a messenger RNA of Ictalurus punctatus (channel catfish), 3478 nucleotides long. RefSeq names its product v-ets avian erythroblastosis virus E26 oncogene homolog 2 (gene ets2). Gene Ontology annotation, cellular component: nucleus. NCBI's taxonomy places the organism in Eukaryota, Metazoa, Chordata, Actinopteri, Siluriformes, Ictaluridae. The transcript has 9 exons. The record is from RefSeq and is a predicted model, not a curated record. Gene Ontology annotation, biological process: regulation of transcription by RNA polymerase II; cell differentiation. Bases 253 to 1563 code for a protein of 436 amino acids. Gene Ontology annotation, molecular function: sequence-specific DNA binding; DNA-binding transcription factor activity, RNA polymerase II-specific.